Molecule: messenger RNA, 1605 nt
Organism: Cyprinodon tularosa
Lineage: Eukaryota; Metazoa; Chordata; Actinopteri; Cyprinodontiformes; Cyprinodontidae
Gene: bdkrb1
Product: bradykinin receptor B1
Exons: 2
Coding region: 88-1212 (374 amino acids)
Biological process (GO): neutrophil chemotaxis; G protein-coupled receptor signaling pathway; immune response
Cellular component (GO): membrane
Molecular function (GO): bradykinin receptor activity
Source: RefSeq, a predicted model, not a curated record
CUAAAGGACAAUAAUGAAAUGACACUGAGGCCAACUAUUCCUGCCACUGGUUACAAAGCUGAAUGAGGAUCAAUCUUUUUCCUCAUCAUGAACAUGAGGAGGAUGCUUUUGGAGCAGAUCCUGCCUACAACCCAAGCCUCAGCGAGCUCUGAAAACACUUCAUAUGGUCGGUCAGAUUUAACAGACACCCCAGAAUGGCAGAUGAUCUACGCCAUCGCACCUCCUUACAUCCUCAUCCUGUCGAUCUUAGGGCUCGUCUUCAACAGCUUCGUCCUAGCAGUGUUUGUAGCCCAAAGGGACCACCUGACGGUGGCAGAAACCUACCUGAGUAACUUGGCUCUGGCAGACUUCCUCCUAUUGUGUGGCCUCCCUUUCUGGGCGAUGAAUAUCCUGAACAAGUUCAAAUGGUCAUACGGAGAUGCUAUGUGCAAACUGAUCAACUCCAUUAUAGUCAUCAAUUACUACACCAGCAUCUACACCCUGGUCAUGAUUAGCAUCGAUCGCUACCUAGCCCUUGUGAAAACCAUGAAGGCGAGGUGGUUAAGACGGAAUCGGUAUGCUAAGAUGAUGUGCUUCAUCCUGUGGCUGUUGGGGCUGUUUCUCAGUCUGCCAACCAUGAUUCACAGGAAGAUAAAAUUCAUUGAGGAGCUCAAUACAACUGCCUGUAUACUAGAUUACGCCAAUGACAGUUCUUGGAAGUUUUCCAAUCAUAUUCUGAUUAACGUGGUGGGCUUCGUGCUUCCGAUUCUCGUCAUUGUUUUCAGCAGCUGGAAAAUAAUCAAGGCUUUGUCUCAGAGGACGGAAAAUGCAGCUUUCCAUGACUUCAAAGACACAAAGGCUAUGGUGCUCAUUUUUGCCGUAACGCUGUUAUUUCUACUGUGUUGGUUUCCCUUCCAGGUUUUGACCCUCCUAGAGACCCUCUGUGAUCUGAACGUUUUGGAUGAAACGCUCUGGUCUAACACUCUCGACAUUGGAUCACAGGUUUCUGUAUAUCUGGGUUUUCUCAACAGCAUGCUAAAUCCCCUUCUCUAUGUCUUCUCUGGGCAGUAUUUUAAAAGGAAGGUUAAUGCCAUCUAUAGAAGGGCUAGACAUCAGCGCAGAGGAUCAGACAUGACUACAUACCAGCGAUCGGUGGUGUCCACAUAUGUCAACAGAACAGAGCAAAUAAGACAUGUGGUCCUUUUAAAUCCUAAAGAUCACAUAGGACUCUAACACAUUAAUUGCAUCAUUGCUAAUUAGGCAGCACUGCAACAUACCUUUUGCUCUAAUCUUUCGAGAAGCAAUGAUGUAAGACCUCUUGCCAGUAGACAGAUGGAGAUAGGCACAAGCACGCCUUGCGAUCCCAUGAUGGUGAUGAUAUGAGACAAAGUUUUACGUUUCCACAGUCUAUGACGGCCUGCAUCUUGGACUGUACACAUGCUUUGUGUUUCUAAUUGUUUCAUUUGCUUGACAUUUUUCUUUCCAACAAACAAAUUAGCCUUCUGACCAUAAUGAAGUCAUUAGACUUCCCUGUAGCACACUCAGCGUGGAGGAUUGUUGCUGCAAAAAGGGCAGGAUUUUACUCUGCUUGUACUCAGAACCCGUAAUGCUUGCAUUCAAGACUUU